Messenger RNA from Closterium sp. NIES-65, 2448 nucleotides. The record is from the annotation of a GenBank genome assembly. Lineage: Eukaryota; Viridiplantae; Streptophyta; Zygnematophyceae; Desmidiales; Closteriaceae.
AUGGCGUCUUUUGAGCAAACGCUAGCAGAAACGUCAGACCAGGCCAUGGCUGACGCUUUUGAUCAGGAAGCACCACACCAAUCCGACGGUGAUCCUUUCUGUGCGUUCUCUGACAAUCUGCUGGGCGCCGUGCUACUGCGCGUGGCGUGCAACGGCGUCAAAUUCGGCGGCCAGGAUUCUCCUAUGAGUGACGAGGACGAAGCCGAUACGGAAACGAAGAUCGACAAGGCCCUAAUCGAGCUGCUCCCCUCUGAGAGCGCGUGGCUCGCCGGCAAUCCCGAGGCUCCCGGCGAGGCCACGAGCGCUCGUUCUUCCAGCGUGAAGUGCUCGUCGUCGCUGAUCUCGUUCCGCCACGCGCUCGUCUGCAAGCGCUGGUUGCGCGUCGCCCGGUUCGUGCUUCCCGCCAUCGUCGUUCCGCUUGAUCGCUUCUUCUCCGCGCGCGCCCUUGCCUCCCUCCUCCGCGCGCCCGCCAUCGCGGGGUUCCCCAACCUGCGCCACCUGCACCUCGCGCCCAAUGCGCUGGACACCGUCGAUUCCGCGCUCGUGCGCGCCAUCUGCGCCGGAUCUGGGCCGUCCUUAACGCAUCUCUCGCUGCAGCUGCAUGACACGUGGCUGCACGUGACGCGCGCGCGACAGUACCCUCCUCCCGGGAUCGGCACGCAGGCGGCGGAAGCGGCGCUAGCGGCCAGGGCGAUCUCGUCGGCCGAUGUCGCCACCUUGUUCUGGUCUUGCACGCAAUUGGAGCUCAGAAUCGUCGCCUGCACCCUGCUUGACGCUCUCCCGCACUCGGUCUCCGCCAUGUGCUCCCUCGCGCGCCUUACUCUCGAGGGCUGCGCUGCGCGGGCGCUGCCCGAGGAUGUCGGGCAGCUGUCGAAUUUGGUCCGGCUGAAGCUAUCAUGCGAGCGACUGACUGCCCUGCCCAGGUCGUUCGGGCAGCUGGGGAAGCUGCAGAAGCUUCGGCUCCAUGCCUACUACGGGUUAGUCCAGCUGCCCGAAUGUUUGGCGAACCUUUCGUCACUUGAAACCCUAGCCAUCUACGGGGGAACGUCGCUCGUCUCCCUGCCGCCCAACUUUGAGCAGCUCCCGCAGCUGCGGCGCCUGGAGUUGUUCAAGUGCGCCAUCCAGAGACUGCCGGAGAGGUUCGGGCAGCUGCUGAAGCUGGAGUUUUUCAAGGUGGGAAGCACGGACUCUUUCACGAGAAAGGAUUCAGAGCCAGGGCAGCCCGCGUGGCCGCCUCCGACCGCGCUCACAGUGAGCGCGCAAGAGGAAUCGGCCUCAAUGUUCAUGCUGAUGGACGAACCGCUCCUGCUGGACCAGCUGGAUGAAUCGCUCUUGGGGCGCUGCCUGCUGCACAGCUUCCCAAUGUCCUUCACCCAGCUCACCAGCCUGCAGCAGCUGGUCAUCGACGGGUGUGACGCGCUGGAGGGCCUGCCAGAUGGGCUGGGUGACAUGGCAGGGCUGCAAGUGCUGCAAGUCAAGAACUGCCCGCAGCUGCGCUGCUUUAUGUCCCUCCUGCCCUUUCCUCCUCCUACCUCCACCUCUGCACGUCCGGCCCCUCCGCUCCCAAUGCUUCACAGCCUGGUGAUCUCCAACUGUCCGAGUCUAACGAGCCUUCCACGCGGCCUUGAUGCCCUGCCGAGGCUGAAGCGAGUCACCCUGGAUAAGUGCAGCAAGCUGGGCUUUGCGAACCAACUCUCCGUGUACCAUCGCCCCUCCUCAACCCCACAUGCUGCACCCAUCGCCCUCCCGCCCUCCGUCACCACCGUCUCCCUGCUUGACGUCUUCCCUGUAGCACGCUACCUGCCAGACUCCUUCCUCACCCUCUCGCGCCUCACUCAUCUCAACCUGCACCAUUUCAACUCUCUACAAGCGCUCUUUGCGCCUCGCCCACAUAGUGCCCAGGCUGCAACUGUCCUUGGAGAGAUGGAUCUCGGCUCUGAAGCCGGUCAGGUUUAUUGUUUCCCAGUUGAUCCUCAACCCGGUCAGCCGGGGAGAUUGGCGCUGCUCUCGUCUCUACAGCACUUGGCAAUCGUGAAUACGCGCCUGCCGUUGCUGCCGAGUAACCACAGCGACCUCCAAAGCCUCAAGGUGCUCAUUCUUGAGGGGUGCAUUCGCAUGCCCUCCCUCCCUGACUCCCUACCUCACCUCUCCAACCUCGAAAAACUCGUUCUGAGCACCCUUCCUAGGCUGGCGCGCCUGCCCAAGAAUCUUGGGCAGCUGAAAGCACUGAAAGAGCUCACUGUGGAGGCGUGUGAUGCGCUGACGGGGCUGCCCGCGUCUAUCGGCCUCUUCUCCUCCCUCGUCCUCCUCUCUGUCAUCGAGUGCGAGAAGUUCUCCUCUGUCCCCGACUCCAUCGGCUCCCUCCCUCGCCUCGCCUCCCUCAAGCUUAAUGGUCUCUUCCGCCUGCGCCGCCUGCCAGAGUCCAUCUCUCGCCUCCCCGCUCUGUGA